Molecule: messenger RNA, 1278 nt
Organism: Glarea lozoyensis ATCC 20868
Lineage: Eukaryota; Fungi; Ascomycota; Leotiomycetes; Helotiales; Helotiaceae
Product: P-loop containing nucleoside triphosphate hydrolase
Exons: 15
Coding region: 1-1278 (425 amino acids)
Biological process (GO): IMP metabolic process; 'de novo' AMP biosynthetic process
Cellular component (GO): cytoplasm
Molecular function (GO): adenylosuccinate synthase activity; GTP binding
Source: RefSeq, a predicted model, not a curated record
AUGGGUGCAACAAUUGUUCUUGGAUCUCAAUGGGGGGACGAAGGGAAGGGAAAGCUGGUCGACAUCUUAACUGAAUCCGCCGACCUAGUUGCAAGAGCGCAGGGUGGAAAUAAUGCUGGUCACACCAUAUCGCAUAAUGGCAAAUCAUAUCAUUUCCAUCUUCUUCCCUCCGGUCUCAUGAACCCAAAAUGCAUCAACUUGAUCGGAACCGGUGUCGUAGUGCACAUUCCAUCAUUCUUCAAGGAACUGGCAGAAUUGGAAGCGCAAGGCCUCGAAAAGCCGCGCGAGAGAAUCUUCAUCAGCGACAGGGCACAUUUGAGUUUGAAUGUACACGCUCUUGUUGAUGGACUCGAGGAAGUUGAAUUGGGAGGAAACUCCAUCGGCACAACUAAGCGUGGUAUCGGACCAACAUACAGUACAAAGGCCGCUCGAAGUGGUAUUCGGGUUGGAGAUAUCUUUCACAAAGAAUUGUUUGAUCGCAAGAUUCGAGAGAUCGCGCGUGCCUAUAAAUUAAGAUAUGGGGAUUUGCUUACCUAUGACGUCGACCGGGAUAUCGCAAAAUUCGACAAAUACCGUGAGGAAUUAGCGCCUUUCGUUGUUGAUGCUGUUCCGUUAAUUGCAUCUGCGGAAGCUAGCAACUCCAGAAUUCUCAUCGAAGGAGCAAAUGCACUCAUGCUCGACUUGGAUUUUGGUAGUUAUCCAUAUGUCACUUCAUCCAACACUGGUCUUGGUGGAAUCUUUACAGGACUGGCGCUCAACCCAAGAAAGGUCACUUCAAUCAUUGGUGUCGUCAAGGCAUACACAACUAGAGUCGGAGGUGGCCCAUUUCCAUCAGAAGACGAAACCGAGGAAUGUGGCGUGAAAUUACAAGAGGUCGGUCGUGAGUGGGGAGUGACCACUGGAAGGAGACGUCGGUGCGGAUGGUUGGAUUUAGUGGUCUUGAAAUACAGCUGCCAAAUCAAUCAUUAUACUGAGCUGAAUAUUACCAAACUCGAUGUGCUGGAUGGGUUUUCAAAAAUCAAGAUCGCUGUUGGGUACAAAGACGAACAGGGAACAGAUAUGGGUUGGCCUGCCGAUCUCAGCCGUCUCGACAAUUGUCAAGUCACCUAUCACGAAAUGGACGGGUGGAAUACCCCUACCACAGAAGCACGCAAGUACAGCGAUCUACCAAAACAGGCACAGGAAUAUGUCGAAUACAUUGAGAAAUUCACCGGAGUACCUGUCAACUAUAUCGGCGUUGGCGCAAGUCGAGAUGCCGUGGUCGUAAAAGGCUUGUAA